AUGGGUUCCGUACAACAUUGCGCAGAAAGCUCCAACCAAAAGCAGGGCAUGCAGGCUUAUGCAGCACCGUCCCUUUUCCAGCCGCACCAUGCUCGCCGGGCAUUCCACGACGCUCACGACGGCAAGAUCCCGCCAAUCCUGAUUGUGUACUACGGAAUCAGCUCGAUACCGGCCUGUCGGUUCCUUGCUCCCAUGGGUUUCGACGCCGUGUGGAUCGACUGGGAGCACACUGCAUGUGGCGUGGAAACCAUGACAACGAUGGUUCAUGAUACCAUGUUCAUGAGCCAAGGGCGAACAAUCCCCUUUGUUCGCGUGCCUGGCCACGACCACGCCGCCAUCGGAUACGCGCUCGAUGCCGGCGCAAGCAUUGUCAUUCCCCAGGUCGACACCGUCGAGCAAUGCAAGCACGUCCUGUCUGCCUCGAAGUUCGGCACCAAGCAGAACGGCUCGCGCUCGGCGCCGCCGUUCCGUCUCAUACCGGGGCUGACGGAUACGCCAUCCGCUGGCUCCAACAUCCACGAGUCACUGAACCAGCAGGCUGCCGUGAUGAUACAGAUCGAGUCGCUGGAGGGCAUCAAUAACCUCGACGCCAUGUUGACCGAGUGCCCCGGCGUCGACGCCGUCUGGCUGGGCACUCUCGACGCCCGCAUCAGCAUGAACCUGCCGGGCAACUACGGGAUGGGCGGCGACGAGAAGGAAUGGAAAGACGCCGUUGCCACGUUCGAAGCGACUAUGAAGAAGCACAACAAGCCGCGGGCCGGCUUCGGAAUGUCACCAGAUGCCAUUCGGAAGACUGCCGAGACUUAUGCGAUGAUCGGGUACGAUGCCGAUGUCGCCAAGCUGGCAAGUAUGGCGCAGGGCUUGCACGACGCUAGGAAGAUUGUCUCGGAGGUAAAGAGAGUGUAG
Anthostomella pinea is the source of this 906-nucleotide messenger RNA. The record is from the annotation of a GenBank genome assembly. Lineage: Eukaryota; Fungi; Ascomycota; Sordariomycetes; Xylariales; Xylariaceae.